Molecule: messenger RNA, 1211 nt
Organism: Suillus subaureus
Lineage: Eukaryota; Fungi; Basidiomycota; Agaricomycetes; Boletales; Suillaceae
Exons: 6
Coding region: 198-1211 (337 amino acids)
Source: RefSeq, a predicted model, not a curated record
AGCUAACACUUGUCUGCUCUCGAGGGGAAUGGACCCCCCUCCAUCCACCUUGAAUAUUUAUUCCACCCCUCCCAGUGAUACUGGACCCAGGGUAAUGGUUCAGUGGGAAGGAAGAUGCUCUCUCUGAUAUUCUUAUUGACCAUCUCACAUCUAACUCUGCUGAUCAUUGGAUUCUCUUCUAUUCUGAUGGCAAAAAAAUGCCUAUUACUGAUGGUGAAAAGGCCUUGGGCAAGGACAAGAGUGACAUCUAUGCUGUCAUCACCAAACUGAUAUUUGCAGAUCACACCAAAUAUGGCCCUGCAUACCAUCAGAAUCUGAAGAAAUUUUGCAAUUCAGUCACAAACCACAUCAUGAGUCUCAAAAGCAAGUAUAAAAAGCUCAAGGCCAGAUUUGGUGCCACUGGCACUGGUGUACUGCCUGGUAGUGGGCAUGCAAAUUUAUUCACCAAAGUCUGUUCUGAAUGGAAGUGGUUUGUGGACCUUGAUGGAAUCUGGCACUCGAACCCUGCAUUUGCAGUAAUGUCGCACUCAUCAGGCCAGGUGUUGAUCAUGCUGCCUCAGGCUUCCAGCAUCACAAACACUCAGUCUACCUAUGGCAAUCCCCCCAUCCAAGUUAAUCUGCAAUUCCAGUCUGCUCCUGCCCUCCCCCAUCAUAAUAAUCCCCCUGUCCACCUGUGUGGACUCCCUCACACUGAUGACAAUUUUCCAAUGGACCAAGCUGAUACUUCACCCCCACUGGACCACCUGCAGGACAAUGAGGGAAUGCAGGAAGAUGAGGGAAUGCAGGAUGAUGAAGGAAUGCAGGAUGAUGAUGAGGGAAUGUGGGAUGACAUAGAGGUCCUCGAUACCCCUCCAAAAGUUGUAAGAAAAAAACAGUGGAUUUUUGUAUCGCCCUCACCCUCUCCCCCUCCUGACCCAGAACCCUUCUAUAUGCCUGUAAAGGUACCUACUGCCACCUACAACAAUCAUUCAGCAUUUGCCCACCAGGCUGGCAGCUACAGGGGGCAACACAAACCUCCAUUGAUGUCACACACUCACAACACAGUUUCGUCAUUGUCAACCCCACAGAUGUUGUUAUUGGCGCAACCAAAUGGCAGGAUGAAGAAAAAGAAAGCAAAAUUGGAUGUACAGGAUCAAGUAGAUAAUCUGGCAGGGGAAAUUGGUAGCAUCCAGUCCAAUGUCAUGUCCAUCUGCGACUCAAAGCAUCAAUGA